CGUGACCAUGUGACCUCACUCUCGUUCUGACACUAGCAGCUCACGCGGUGAGAGAGCCAGACUUGUGAGGCUCAAAGCCCGUGAGGUAUAAAGUGAACGGCGCGCUCUUCCUCCAGCCUCUUCAUCACCGCCAGACAACAUGGACUGCGGGGUCGCCACGUCCAAGACCAUCCUCCUCUUCCUCAGCCUGGUGUUUUGCACCGCCGGCGGUGUGUUGGCUUGGGUCGGAGCCCGUGUGAUCCAGAGCUAUGACAACUUCGAAGGCCUCAUUCAGGACAAGCAGAUGCUGAUCCCAGCAGUCGCCAUCAUCUGCAUCAGCGCGGUGAUGUUGCUCUUCGGUCUGGUGGGAUGCUGCUCCACGCUUCGCGAGUCCAAAUUUGGCCUCAGCUUGUUCUUUAUUAUUAUCAUGGUGAUCUUUGCAGCAGAGGUGGCAGCUUUGGUGCUUACCUUCAUCUACCACGGCAAGAUAAAUCAAAACCUGGAGCACUCCAUGAACAACACCUUCUCCCAGUACACUGGAGGUGAAGAUGCUGGGAGCAAAGCUGUGGAUUUGCUGCAGAAGCAGCUGGAGUGCUGUGGUGUCCUGAACUACACCAGCUGGAUGAACACCGACUGGUUCGCCAGCCACAACAGAAGCGUGCCCGUAUCCUGCUGCAGGUCCAAUGUGUCACAGUGCACCGGCAGUCUGGAUCAACUGAACCUCAUUUACACAGAGGGUUGUGAAGGCAAACUGGAGCGCUUCCUUCAGGACGCUUUGACUUAUGCCAUGCUGGUGGUUCUUGGUUUUGCUAUCAUAAAGUUCUUUGGAAUGCUGAGCGUUUGUGUGAUCACCUGUAAAAGCAACAGCCGGAGGAAUGGCUACCAGCCCCUAUACGCCUGAAACCCCUUCUGCAAAAACAUCCAUAUUCUGCUUCCUCAUUAUUGUACAGAAAUAUCGAUCAAUCAAAGUUUUGCCAUAAUCUAAAAGGAGAUUGUAUCAGAGCUGGCUUCCAUAAGUGUCUUGUUAUUUUUUUCAUAUGUGGACAUUCCUUCUUUUCUGUUAGAGGUUAAAUUUCCUUUGUUUGAGAUUUUUAUCUGUCACUUUUGGUGUAGCAAAGCAGCCCAGUUAUGGUUAUACUUUAGGAAUGCACGAAAAAUGAAAAGUAUAUAAUAUUCUGAAGGUGAUGCAGCAUCUUAUUUCUGCUAAAUCCUUGGGAAGUUGUCCUGACAUGAAGGAAAAAGUGAAAAAAACUCGUAUAUUUUGUCUUUUAUUAUAACUUUCUGCCGCACCUUGAAGAUAUUCUUUAGACUUUGACUGUACUUCAUUGAAUGACCUCAGACUGUGAUGUCUUACUUAGGCUUACAGCAGAUUAAACACAUGACAUUUUAUGGUCAGUUAACUGUAUUAUGAGGUUCUACUUUUAGUUUGCUGCUUUGUUGUGUUUAUCAUAAAUUAAAAAAAAGUUGAUAAUCUCACUAUUUUUAAGUUUAAUAUGAUUUUUCUUUAAAUUUCUCACGACCAGAUUACUUCUCAAACACACAGUAUCUCCUGUAUAUUUUGUGUGGAAUGUUUAAGGGUGGAGAAGAACUGGUUGGUCAUGUACUAACUUUCAUUUUGUAAAGCAGGUUCCUGUUCCACCGUGUACAGUGUGUUAUCAAACAUGACCCAUGUGGUUAUCUGUCA
Oryzias melastigma (Indian medaka) is the source of this 1663-nucleotide messenger RNA. RefSeq names its product tetraspanin 36 (gene tspan36). The transcript is spliced from 7 exons. The record is from RefSeq and is a predicted model, not a curated record. Bases 140 to 880 code for a protein of 246 amino acids. Gene Ontology annotation, biological process: regulation of vascular endothelial growth factor signaling pathway; protein maturation; protein localization to plasma membrane. Lineage: Eukaryota; Metazoa; Chordata; Actinopteri; Beloniformes; Adrianichthyidae. Gene Ontology annotation, cellular component: membrane.